This is a messenger RNA of Carassius carassius (crucian carp), 1464 nucleotides long. Its product is annotated as gastrula zinc finger protein XlCGF7.1-like. Gene Ontology annotation, molecular function: DNA-binding transcription factor activity, RNA polymerase II-specific; RNA polymerase II cis-regulatory region sequence-specific DNA binding. The record is from RefSeq and is a predicted model, not a curated record. Gene Ontology annotation, biological process: regulation of transcription by RNA polymerase II. The transcript has 2 exons. NCBI's taxonomy places the organism in Eukaryota, Metazoa, Chordata, Actinopteri, Cypriniformes, Cyprinidae. The coding region runs from base 523 to 1464 and encodes 313 amino acids.
AAUACAUAAAUGAAGACAGAAGACAAAAUAUUAAAUGUCAUGGAUUAAUAUGUACUGAGUAAUCAAUCAAUUCUGUAGAGGAUUUGGAGAGAUUUGAAACCAAAAAACUAAGUAAUUGAGAAAGACUGCAGUGUCAUUAUUAUAUUUUUGAACAGAAAUGUGUAGGUCAUUUAGUGAAAUCAGCUGACUUUAUAUGCCAAUGGGACACUUCAAAGAUGGACAAAAUCAAAAAUUCAAGUUGGGGAAUUUUGGUUGCUUUGCCACAAACUAACCCUAUCCUAAUGAUUUCUGUGUUGUGAUGAUCACUGGGAUUGAAACAACCAAUGAAAUCUUCAGAAUCUGUGGUGGGCGGAGUUUGUGCUUGUGUUAAAAAGGUGAGGAAUAUUCACAUGAUCCUACAGGACUGGAGCAGAAGUUGAAGAGGAGGUUGACGAAAUGAGGCAUCCAAAACUAUCCAGAAUAAAACAUGAAGAUACUGAGGAACAAACAGUCUGGAUGGAAGUAAAACAGCAAAGACAUUAGAUGAAUGAAGUGGAGGAGGAACAUUGUAAAAUCAAAACUUCAAGACAAAAAUACAAACAACUUCACACCUGCUCACAGUGUGGAAAGAGUUUCAGACACAAAGGAAACCUUAAUACGCACAUGAGGAUCCACACUGGAGAGACACCAUACACUUGCUCUCAGUGUGGAAAGAGUUUCAAACGCAAAGAAAACCUUAAGACACACACAAGGAUCCACACUGGAGAGAAACCAUACACUUGCUCUCAUUGUGGAAAGAGUUUCAAACGCAAAGAAACCCAUAAGACACACACAAGGAUCCACACUGGAGAGAAACCAUACACUUGCUCACAGUGUGGAAAGAGUUUUACUGCAGCACAAAAUCUCCAUUAUCAUCUGCGCAUUCACUCUCGAGAAAAUCCUUUUAACUGUGAUCAGUGUGGUAAAAAGUUUAUUUCAUCAUCAAGUCUAAAAUCACACCAGAAAUUUCAUUCAGAUGAGAAGCCUCAUGUGUGUUCUUUCUGUGGAAAGAGUUAUUCACGGCUGGACAGUUAUAAAAAGCACCAGAAAACACAUAAUGAAGUGAGAGAACACAUGUGUUUUGAGUGUGGAAAGAGCUUUACUACAAGUGUACAUCUUAAACAGCACCAAAGAAUUCAUACUGGAGAAAAACCUUACAAGUGUUCAUAUUGUGACAAGAGUUUUACUCAGCCUGCACACAUGAAAACCCAUGAGCGAGUUCAUACUGGAGAGAAGCCGUAUCACUGUACUCAGUGUGGAAAGAGUUUUGCCACUACAACAGGUCUCAGUGUUCAUCUGCACAUUCACUCUGGAGAAAAGCCUCACUUGUGUUCUUUCUGUGGAAAGAGUUUUUCACGACUGGACGUUUGCAAACGGCACCAGAAAACACAUUCUGAAGUGAGAAAUCACAUGUGUUUUGAGUGUGGGAAGACUAGACUUUACUAG